AUGGAAUUCUCUAGCUACUUGACUCGCGGCUCAUCCCUUUGGCAUUCACUGGCGACUCCAAGCCUCACCAAUUUGAAGAAUAGAGGCUACCCAGAUGAGGAAUCGGGUGGGCAAGAAAAGAGUAGAACUACCCAAGAGCAAGGGAACUCAAAAUUGGUCUUUUGGAAACUGGAAACUGCAUUGCAGUUUUCAUUUAAUUACAAUUUGAUUUUUGUUCUUUCCUUAGCCUUCAACCUCACCAAUUUGAAGAGUAGAGAUUACCUAGAUGAGGAAUUGGGUGGGCAAGAGAAGAGUAUAACCACCCAAGAGCAAGGGAACUCAAAAUUGAACUUUUGGAAACUGGAAACUGCAUUGGCAACGGAGUUGGUCACUUGCAAACGGUGGCAGGCCGGCGAUGGGCCGUGGUGGUGGCAGGUGGCCGGCGGCAGGAUUCCGGUGGGGGUGGCCGGCGGCGGGAUUCCGGUGGGGAUGGCCGGCGGCAAGAUUCCGGCGAGGGUGGUCGGCGACAGGUGGCCGGCGGUGGUGGUUGGCUAG
Prunus armeniaca (apricot) is the source of this 534-nucleotide messenger RNA. The record is from the annotation of a GenBank genome assembly. NCBI's taxonomy places the organism in Eukaryota, Viridiplantae, Streptophyta, Magnoliopsida, Rosales, Rosaceae.